UUUUAUUAGGGUGAAUGUUGAAAUAAAUAUACUCAUUAUGAGAACAUUUAAUUUAGUCUGACAUCCACUGGGUUUUAUUUCAAUAGGCACCAUUCCAAGAAAGAUGGAGACUGGAAAUGGCACAAUGGUGACAGAGUUCAUUAUUUUGGGGUUAACAGAAGAUCCUACUCUUUGUUCAGUAUUCUUUGUGGUCUUUCUAGGAAUCUACAUUGUUACCAUAUUGGGCAAUAUCAGCAUAAUCAUGUUAAUCCGAAGAAGCCCUCAGCUUCACACCCCUAUGUACCUCUUCCUCAGCCAUUUGGCCUUUGUGGACAUCGGCUAUUCCACAUCAGUCACACCUAUCAUGAUUGUGAGUUUCCUGAGGGAGAGAACUGCUAUCCCUGUUGCUGCCUGCAUAGCCCAGCUUGGCUCUGAUGUUGUCUUUGGGACAGCAGAGUGCUUCCUGCUGGCCACCAUGGCCUAUGAUCGCUAUGUGGCCAUCUGCUCCCCACUUCUCUACUCCACACACAUGUCUCCUAGGGUCUGCAUCAUUUUGUUGAUUGCUUCCUAUGUGGGUGGGUGUGUGAACUCUUCAUCAUUUACUGGCUGCUUACUGAGCUUGACUUUCUGUGGACCAAACAAAAUCAACCAUUUCUUCUGUGACCUCCCACCACUGGUGAAGCUUUCUUGUACCCAUAUUUAUGUUGCUGAAAUAUCUCCUGCUGUCUCAGCUGGGUCAAUCAUUGUAAUCACACUGUUUAUCAUAAUUGUUUCAUAUCUGUACAUCCUCCACUCAAUCCUGAAGAUGUGCUCCACUGAGGGAAGGCACAAGGCUUUCUCCACCUGCACCUCCCACCUCACUGCAGUCACUCUGUUUUAUGGGACAGUUACAUUCGUUUAUGUUAUACCAAAGUCAAGCCACUCAGCUGAUCAUACUAAAGUGAUGUCUGUGUUCUACACAGUAAUAAUCCCCAUGCUGAACCCUCUGAUCUACAGUCUGAGGAACAAGGAGGUGAAAGAGGCCAUGAGAAAAUUGAUAGUGAGAAUACAUUCCUCAUUUGAAAGAAAUCCAGUGUGA
Molecule: messenger RNA, 1057 nt
Organism: Lemur catta (Ring-tailed lemur)
Lineage: Eukaryota; Metazoa; Chordata; Mammalia; Primates; Lemuridae
Product: olfactory receptor 481-like
Exons: 1
Coding region: 104-1057 (317 amino acids)
Biological process (GO): G protein-coupled receptor signaling pathway; sensory perception of smell
Cellular component (GO): membrane
Molecular function (GO): odorant binding; G protein-coupled receptor activity; olfactory receptor activity
Source: RefSeq, a predicted model, not a curated record